Molecule: messenger RNA, 1845 nt
Organism: Penicillium alfredii
Lineage: Eukaryota; Fungi; Ascomycota; Eurotiomycetes; Eurotiales; Aspergillaceae
Product: flavin-containing monooxygenase
Exons: 3
Coding region: 1-1845 (614 amino acids)
Molecular function (GO): N,N-dimethylaniline monooxygenase activity; flavin adenine dinucleotide binding; NADP binding
Source: RefSeq, a predicted model, not a curated record
AUGCCCUCGAUCACGAGUAUCCAUAAGCGUCAUGCAUAUGGCAAAGAUGCGUAUACCUACUAUCCUGUUCUGAUCAUCGGUGCUGGUGAGUCCGGGGUGGCAAUGGGAUGCCGCCUCAGGGAGGUUCUUGGGUUCGAUCAGUUUCGAAUCUUUGACAGGCAGUCCGGCAUUGGGGGCACUUGGUGGAUCAACCGGUACCCCGGUGCUGCCUGUGACAUACCAGCCUUGUUCUACUCUUUCUCCUUUUCUCCCAAGCAUGACUGGUCCACUUUGCACCCAUCAGGCCAGGAGCUUGCGCAAUAUAUGACAGAUGUCUGUGAGAAGUAUGAAAUCACAGAUAAGAUCCAAUUCAACAGUGAUGUGCGCCAGAUUCGCUGGAUUGAAGAGGAUGAAGAGUGGGAGGUGACACUCUCACAUCUGGUCCCUGGAACCGGGGAUCUAGCCCAGCAUGAACGUGAUCAGCGCGCAGCACAAGAUGGCUCUCAUAGUGUCUACAUCAAAACGGAGCUCGUGCGGGCCAAGAUUGUCGUCAGUGGUGUGGGUGGUUUGGUCGAGCCCAAAACAUGGCCCAAAGAUAUCCCGGGCAUCGAAGACUUCCAGGGAGAAAUCAUGCACACGGCGCGAUGGCGCGAUGACAUCGAUCUGCGGAACAAGGACGUGGUCAUGGUUGGUUCCGGGUGUAGUGCGGCUCAAGUCGUCCCGGAGCUGGCCAAGCCUGAAGCCAACGUCCGCUCCAUCACACAGCUCAUGCGCACUCCUCCUUGGGUACAGCCGGACCUCCUUAGUCCGAGGCUGCUUGCCUGGUGGGAGAGAUGGACACCGACCCUGAUGACCCAUGUUCCGGGGCUAGCGCGUGUUGUUCGAGCCAGCUUGUUCUGUUUUUGUGAAAAGAGCUUUUUGGAUAUGUUCACCGAUACUGCAUGGGGUCGUCUCCGGCGACCACAGAUCGAGCAAAAGUUCUUGAGAACUAUGCGUCGACUUGCCCCCGAGGAGUAUCACGAGAUCUUGACUCCCAACUACAGCCUCGGCUGCAAGCGACGCAUCAUCGAUGGUGCUUGGUAUAAAAGUCUCAACGCACCGAAUGUGGAGUUGACCACACAGCCACUGACGCGGGUUCAUGCGAAGAGUGUGACUCUUGGACCGGGACGUCAUUAUCCCCCCAACAAGAACGAAGCGGCCGAUGAAUUGCGAGAAAUCCCCGCCGAUGUGAUCAUCAUGGCCAAUGGAUUUGAAACCAACCGAUGGCUUCAUCCGCUGAAGGUGAUUGGCCGCCAGAAUAAGGAUCUCGAAGAUGUCUGGGGCGACAAGCCUGGGGCCUAUCAAGGUAUCGCGGUUGCUUCAUGCCCCAACUUUUUCAUGCUCUUCGGACCGAACACUGCCACUGGCCAUACGAGUGUGAUCUUUGCCACCGAGAAUGCAGUCAACUACAGCCUGAAUUUCAUCAAGCCCAUUCUGAACGGGCAGGUCUCGACGUAUGAGAUCAAAAAGGAGGCAGAGCUGGCCUGGACCCAACAAAUUCAAAACCAGCUGCAGAGGACCGUGUUCCGACGGGGUCUCUGCGCCAGCUGGUAUAUCACUGAAGACGGUUGGAACUCGUCUACUUACCCAUACACCCAGAUCCACUACUAUCUGCGCUGCGCGUUCCCGAUUUGGCGGGACUGGUCCGCGAAACUCACUCCAAAAGGGUUACUCCAAAAACGUGUCCGAAAUGCCGCUCAAGCUUUUGUGCUGGUUGCUCUUGUCGCGGGAUCCGCGUGGUUGUCGAGACACCCGCAACUUCAGACACAGCUAGUGCAGUCUCUCUUGGCCGGGAAGGAUUGGGUGUUGUCAAAUAUAUGGGCUUAA